Molecule: messenger RNA, 1824 nt
Organism: Otolemur garnettii (small-eared galago)
Lineage: Eukaryota; Metazoa; Chordata; Mammalia; Primates; Galagidae
Gene: SERINC5
Product: serine incorporator 5
Exons: 12
Coding region: 114-1499 (461 amino acids)
Cellular component (GO): membrane
Source: RefSeq, a predicted model, not a curated record
UGGGGCUGCUCAGCGGGGGCGUGAGCCGCGGCGCGGAGGGGCGCUCGGGGCGCUCGCGAGCCCACUGUUCGCAGCGGCGCCAGCGGGCCCUCCCGUAGGCGUCGGCCGCCGCGAUGUCUGCUCGGUGCUGUGCUGGUCAGCUGGCCUGCUGCUGUGGGACUGCAGGCUGCUCCCUGUGCUGCGACUGCUGCCCCAAGAUCCGACAGUCCCGGAGCACACGCUGCAUGUACGCCCUCUACUUCAUCCUGGUUGUUGGCCUCUGCUGCAUCAUGAUGUCCAAAACCGUGGCUAAGGAGAUGAGAGAGCACAUUCCUUUUUUUGAAGAUAUGUGUAAAGGCAUUAAGGCUGGUGACAGCUGCGAGAAUCUGGUGGGCUAUUCAGCGGUGUAUAGAGUCUGUUUUGGAAUGGCUUGUUUCUUCUUCAUCUUCUGUCUGCUGACCUUGAAAAUCUCCAACAGCAAAAGUUGUAGAGCUCAGAUUCACAAUGGGUUUUGGUUCUUUAAACUCCUGCUGUUGGCGGCUCUGUGCUCAGGAGCUUUCUUCAUUCCAGAUCAGGAGACCUUUCUGAACGCCUGGCUCUACGUGGGAGCCGUGGGAGGCUUUCUCUUUAUAGGCAUUCAGCUCUUCCUGCUCGUGGAAUUUGCACAUAAGUGGAACAAGAACUGGACUGCAGGCACAGCCAGUAACAAGCUGUGGUACGCCUCUCUGGCCCUGGCGACCCUCAUCAUGUAUUCCAUUGCUGCUGCAGGCUUGAUUUCGAUGGCAAUUUUUUAUACACAAAAAGUCGGCUGCCUGGAAAACAAAAUUCUCCUGGGAAUCAAUGGAGGCCUGUGUCUGCUUAUCUCAAUAGUAGCCAUCUCACCUUCAGUCCUAGAGCGACAGCCACACUCGGGGCUCCUGCAGUCAGGGCUCAUAAGCUGUUACGUCACCUACCUCACUUUCUCGGCUCUGACCAGCAAACCUGUAGACUUAGUUCUAGAUGAACAUGGGAAGAAUGUUACAAUCUGUGUGCCCAACUUUGGUCAAGACUUAUACAGAGAUGAAAACUUGGUCACUGGGCUGGGUACUUUCCUCUUGCUUGGAUGCAUCUUGUAUUCAUGUUUGACGUCAACAACAAGAUCAAGUUCUGAUGCUCUGCAGGGGCGAUGUGCAGACCCUGAACUGGAAGUAGCUCGGUGUUGUUUUUGCUUUGGUCCAGAUGGGGAGGACACUGACGACGAGCAGCAGGCAAAGGACGGACCAAGGGUCAUUUAUGAUGAGAAGAAAGGCACCGUCUAUAACUAUUCCUACUUCCACUUCAUGUUCUUCUUGGCUUCCCUCUACGUGAUGGUGACCAUCACCAGCUGGUUCAACUAUGAAAGUGCCCACCUGGAAGCCUUCUUCAGCGGGAACAGGUCCAUCUUCUGGGUCAAGAUGGCCUCCUGCUGGAUAUGUGUGCUGCUGUACCUGGGGACACUGCUCAUCCCUCUCUGCCGCCCUGCUCCGCAUUACUCUGUGUGAGGAUAUCAGCUGUGCCCUUGGCUCAGUAGGCCUGCAGCCCAGAAGUGCCAUCCUUUGAACAGUGUCCCAGGGGUUCCAGCAGUGAUGGUCCCCAGUGCUUGAGUGGGUCUGAAAAGGCUUUCAGAAAAAAAAUCUGAUUAGGUUUUUAAUUUUUAAAUUUGAAAAGAAGCUAUCAGUUUGCCCCAAAGGAUUUGAAAUGUUCAACCAGACUGAUCGUAGGUGAUAAUAUAUAUUUUUAUUUGUCUUACUGCUGGGAACCAGAUCGUAGUUAAUGUUGUGAUAUUUUCCUUCUACAUGGUUUUUUUUUUUUUUUUUUUUUUUUUGC